Penicillium riverlandense is the source of this 1374-nucleotide messenger RNA. Its product is annotated as glycoside hydrolase family 125 protein. Gene Ontology annotation, biological process: carbohydrate metabolic process. The record is from RefSeq and is a predicted model, not a curated record. NCBI's taxonomy places the organism in Eukaryota, Fungi, Ascomycota, Eurotiomycetes, Eurotiales, Aspergillaceae. Bases 1 to 1374 code for a protein of 457 amino acids. The transcript has a single exon.
AUGGUGCUGUCAAUUCUUGCCCUAACCUUGCUGGGCCUCGGCCAGGCCCAUGGUCUUGCUCGCGACCACCCGGCCAUCUUGAAACGUGCCUGUCCCGACUACACCACCUACUCCGAGCAGCAGCAUGGCCCCUACAGCGGGGGGCCCUUGAACCUGCCCUUCCAGCGUCCCGCUGAGCAAUGCCGCACGUUCACGUCGGCCGCGGUCGAGAAAGUCAUUGAGGAUAUCACGUCCCGCCUGGUCGACAAGGACCUGGCGCAGAUCUUCCGGAAUGCCUACCCCAACACACUGGACACCACCAUCAAAUGGCACGUCCCCAACAGCACCCACUCGACUAACUCGCGCCUUACGCGCCGGGACGGUGCCGACUGGUCGGGUAUCCAAACCUUCAUCGUGACCGGCGAUAUCGACGCGGAGUGGCUCCGCGACUCGACCAACCAGCUGAUCAACUACCAGACGCUGGCCACCAAGGACAAGAGCCUGUUCACGCUCAUCCACGGCGCGAUCAACACCCAGGCCGAGUUCGUCAUCCAGUCGCCCUACUGCAAUGCCUUCCAGCCUCCCUCCGUUAGCGGGCUGGCGCCCUACAAGAACACGCAGAAGGACACCGUGCACCCGACCUACGACCCGUCCUUCGUGUAUGAAUGCAAGUACGAGCUGGACUCGCUCGCCCACUUCCUAAAGCUGGGCAACACCUUCUACGAGACCACGGGCACGACCAACUUCCUGUCCGAUCGCUGGUUCCUGGCGCUGCAGACCGUCCUGAACGCCAUCGACGCCCAGUCGCAGCCCACCUUCAACGCCGACGGCCAGUACGUCGAGAACGAGUACACGUUCCAGCGUGAGACCACCAUCGGCACCGAGACCCUGAACCUCGGCGGCAUUGGCAACCCCAUCGCCAGGAACACCGGCCUCAUCCGCAGCGCCUACCGGCCCAGCGAUGACGCCACCAUCUUCCCGUACUUCAUCCCGCCCAACGCUAUGAUGUCCGUUGAGCUGCAGAAGACUGCGAAGCUCGUCAAGGCUGCCGGUGGCCAUGACCAGCUGGCUGAGGAGCUGGAUACCCGCGGCAAGAAGCUCGCGGAGGCUGUUAAGGAGCACGGUAUCGUGAACCACAAGACCUUUGGCGAUGUCUAUGCCUACGAGGUCGAUGGAUACGGUGGUCACAACAUGAUGGAUGACGCCAAUGUCCCCUCUCUGCUCUCCCUGCCUUACCUUGGCUUCCUGGAUCAGAACGACAAGGUCUACCAGAACACCCGCAAGAUGGUUACCUCCCAGGCUGGAAACCCGUACUACCUGACCGGGUCUGCCUUCCACGGCAUCGGCGGUCCUCACAGUAAGACUUCUCCCCCUUUUCCUUCUAUAUAUUAUUGA